GAGGGGUCUUUACUUCGUUUACCUUUACCUUUCACCUUCUACUUGAACCCAAUUCACUCCGUGCUAUUAUCAACACACAAGAAUCACGAGUGAAUCUUCCACGGUAUCAUCUGGUGCUCUCGGUGGCUACAUCUGGUUCUGAUCUCCUAUCACUGCGAGAUGGAGACUCCUAGCGAAUCUGCGGUUUCUUCGAGGGUCAGCAGUCCGCCUCCAGCGACCUUUGGCGCAGGUGGACCCAUGCUGAAACAGUUCGAUCGGUCUACUGCGUCGAGUCGUAAAGGAUCCCAGUCCUCUACUCCUCCUAUCACUGUCGUCGGCAUCGGUAACAAGGUUGCUAAGCCCGAUUACUCCGAGGCAAAGAUCGUACUGGCUAUGGUUGGGCUUCCCGCACGGGGAAAGUCAUACCUAAGUAAUAAACUCAUGAGAUAUCUCAAAUGGUUGGAGUACGAUGUGAAGGUCUUUAAUGUGGGUCAGCUGAGGCGUACUCGAGCAAGGCAGCAAGCACAACAGGCAGGCAUCCGGGAGAAUCACACAGCGGAAUUCUUCAGUCACAACAACGAAGAAGCUACUCGGAGACGUGAUCAGCUAGCGGAAGACAGCUUGGAAAUGCUGAUCCAAUGGCUGAAGGAUGGGGGAAACGUGGGGAUCCACGAUGCUACGAAUAGUACGAGGAGUCGCAGAGCUAAGAUUGAGGCUCGCGUGGCCAAGGAGAAGGGGAUGUCAGUCAUCUUCCUGGAGUCUGUCUGCAACGAUCCAGCAAUCAUUGCUGCAAACGUUGCCCUCAAAGUCAGCUCCGGUGAUCCUGAUUACAAAGACAUGUCCCGAGAAGACGCCAAACGUGAUUUCUUGCGUCGGAUCAGCGAGUACGAAGCGGUAUAUGAGACAAUCACAGAGCCGCACUUAUCCUACCUUCGUAUCACCGACGUCGGUAAUCAAGUUACGGUGUCCCAUAUAAACGGGUAUUUGCAGAGUCGAAUCGCGUUCUACCUGAUGAACUUGCACUUGAAGCCGAGAAGUAUAUUCUUCUCCAGACACGGAGAAAGCCAAUAUAAUGUUGAGGGGAAGAUCGGAGGCGACGCACCCUUGUCACCCAGGGGCAUGCAAUACGCUAAAGGGCUACCUGCUCUGAUUACAGAUAACAUUGGCGACGCGCCGCUGACUGUUUGGACAUCCACGCUACAGCGCACGAUUCAGACGGCACAGUACCUGCCUUACAAUAAGCUGACAUGGAAAUCACUUGAUGAGCUAGAUGCUGGUGUCUGUGAUGGAAUGACUUACGAAGAAAUCGAGCAAGCGUAUCCGGAGGAUUUUGCUCAUCGAGAUGAAGACAAGUUUAACUACCGCUAUCGAGGUGGAGAAUCAUACCGCGAUGUGGUCGUGCGCUUGGAACCCGUUAUCAUGGAGUUGGAACGACAAGAGAAUAUCCUGAUCAUCGGGCAUCAGGCCAUCCUUCGGUGCUUAUAUGCCUACUUCCAUAAUCUCCCUCAAGCGGACCUGCCUUACAUCAAGAUUCCCCUUCAUACUGUUAUCAAGCUGACUCCUAAAGCAUACGGUUGUGACGAAGAACGUUACGCUCUGCCAAUCGGCGCGGUGGACACACAUAGACCGAAGCCUGGUACUCCCCAACAACCCCAUGCUACGCCGAAUACUGCUCGUGAAUACUACGGCAAUGACAAAUAAGGCUAAUAUGUAGAAUUCUAAUUGUACUCACUACGUGCUCAUCUCAAUGCGAAAUUGUGAUAUACUCGCG
Gloeophyllum trabeum ATCC 11539 is the source of this 1750-nucleotide messenger RNA. RefSeq names its product bifunctional 6-phosphofructo-2-kinase/fructose-2,6-bisphosphate 2-phosphatase. Gene Ontology annotation, molecular function: fructose-2,6-bisphosphate 2-phosphatase activity; ATP binding; 6-phosphofructo-2-kinase activity. Gene Ontology annotation, cellular component: cytosol. The coding region runs from base 160 to 1680 and encodes 506 amino acids. The record is from RefSeq and is a predicted model, not a curated record. Lineage: Eukaryota; Fungi; Basidiomycota; Agaricomycetes; Gloeophyllales; Gloeophyllaceae. The transcript has 16 exons. Gene Ontology annotation, biological process: fructose metabolic process; fructose 2,6-bisphosphate metabolic process.